This is a messenger RNA of Pneumocystis murina B123, 1437 nucleotides long. RefSeq lists its product as hypothetical. The transcript is spliced from 6 exons. Gene Ontology annotation, molecular function: RNA polymerase II C-terminal domain phosphoserine binding. Gene Ontology annotation, biological process: positive regulation of transcription elongation by RNA polymerase II; transcription elongation by RNA polymerase II. The record is from RefSeq and is a predicted model, not a curated record. The coding region runs from base 69 to 1430 and encodes 453 amino acids. Gene Ontology annotation, cellular component: nucleus; Cdc73/Paf1 complex. Lineage: Eukaryota; Fungi; Ascomycota; Pneumocystomycetes; Pneumocystales; Pneumocystaceae.
UCUAAUAAAUAUUUUUUCCUCAAAAAAACUUUCUAUUAAGGCUCUAUUUUACUAUUUUUCUAUUAGCUAUGGAAGGACAUUCUGAUGAAAAAAUAAAAGUAAAUGAAUCUAUUAUAGAAGAAACAAAGAAAGAAGCAGAAAAAGAAGAGAUAAAUGAAGAAAAACCAUUGUACUUUGAGAGGUUGAUUGCGGAUUUAGAAGAUUUUCCAGAGGAAGAAUUGAAAGAGGGUUUGGGCAAUGAAUCAGAUGAUUUAUUUGGAGAUGAUACCAGUGAAAGUGAAAAAGAGGCAAAAGAAGGGUUUGAAGGUAAAAUAAAAAAGAUAGAGGAAACUCAAGAAAAAUUGGAAGAUUUUGAAUAUCAAGAAGCAAGACGUGUUUUAGAAAGUACUCUUUCAAAUUAUGCAGCGCCAGAAUCUACAGAUGGAGAGCUAUAUUAUAUUAAAAUGCCGAAUUUUUUAACGGUAGUUGAAAAACCGUUUGAUUCAAAUUCAUAUUUAGAAGAAGCAUGUUCAGAAUAUGAAGAAACUACGGUUAAUUCGUAUGAUAAUUAUCAAAGAAUUAGAUUAAGGAUUGAGAAUACAAUUCGGUGGAGAUAUGUUAAAAAUAGUGAUGGAACUUAUUCUAAAGAAUCUAACGCGCGUUUUUUAAAAUGGUCAGAUGGAUCAUUAUCAUUACUUUUGGGAUCAGAAUUAUUUUCUGUAGUAAUAAAAAACAGUAUUUCGGAUUAUAUGUAUUUGAGUAUUUCUCAUGAAACUCAAAGUCUUCUUAUGUCUAGAAAACGAUUUACAAAAAACAUGACAUUUUUACCAAUUGAUACACGAAGUUCAACACAUAAAAGGUUAACAGAAGCCAUUCUUCGAGGAAAUAUGAAAAAAUCUAGUAUUAUUGAAUUUAUUAAUAUAGAAGAUCCAGAAAAAGUUAAGCGAGAAGCAGAAAGAAUUGAAGAGGAAAAAAUUAGAUUUCGUCGCCGUUUGGAAUCAAAACGUCGUGCUAGAAAUGCUAGAUAUAACGAAAGUCCUAUUUUAACAAUUGAAGGUUUAGAAGCAGAAGAAACAAAUGAUCGAUUUUCUGGCAUAUAUACUAAAGAUGAUAACUAUGAUGAUGACGAUGAUGGAUUUAUUGUAGAUGAUGAAAGCGACGAAGCAGAGCGAGCAGAAAGAUUACGUAGAGUUAAAGAAGAAGGCAUAAAGAUGUAUAAAAGACAACAAACGUCUUUGACUAACGAGAAUGAUCAAAAUGAGAAAAAAGAUACGAACGUUCAUUGGCUACUAAAUGAACAAGAUAGGAAUCUAGACGAUACUGAUUACAUGAAAGAAAUUGAUCUAGAUGAUAAUAUUAUAGGAAAAGCCGGCAAACGACGGAGAAUUGUAGACGAACUUAGUGGAGACGAACUAACACCUGUUGCAAAAGAGAUAAAAAAUGGCGAAUAAGUAUAAU